ACGUCAUAUCUAUUUUAGUAGCAAGCCCUCGUUCAAUACAAGUAAACCGUGCCGCGAUCGUAAAAUCAAAAGCAUCACAGUCAAACAGACCGCGUUCCUUUCCAAACGUUCAAUAAUUGGCUAAAUAUGAUCCAAUUUGAAACCAAACAAAUAUAUUUGGAGUUCAAAUGACAUCGAUACAAGUACGGCAAUGCGCAAACAAAUCGAUUCCUGUUCUUCCUGAUGCCAAAAGUUACAAGAUAUAGUGUCGACAUUGAACGAUGGAGCCUUUCAUUGAUAAGAAUAACUUCGCUUUGAGUGCCAUGGCCACGGUCGCGAUGCAGAUCCUAUUCUUCACUAUAGCAUCACUGUCUCAAAGCGACAAAGUUACAGAUUUCACCGGAGGAGCGAACUUUAUUAUUAUUGCAUUGUUAACAUUCUUUCUCGGACAAGGAGGUAACACUUUAAAAAGUUACGACAGCAGACAACUUAUGGUUACUGCGUUCGUGUGUUUGUGGGGGGUGAGGCUGUCCGCGUAUUUAAUCUACAGAAUCUACCAUAUUGGAAGAGAUAAACAAUUUGAAGAUCGUCGCAGUAACACGCUGAGAUUUGCAGUGUUUUAUACUUUUCAAGCGGUCUGGGUGUACGUGGUCAGUCUUCCAGUUAUAAUAAUUAAUUCUGCUCAUCAUUCAUACCCCAAAGCACCAAAAACGAUGACAACACUUGACUCGGCUGGAGCCGGGGUAUUUGUCUGUGGAUUACUCAUCGAAACGUACGCAGACUUGCAAAAAUUUGCCUUCAGGCAGGAGCCAGCUAAUCAGGGCAAGUGGUGUGACGAUGGCCUGUGGGGUUUAUCCAGACAUCCCAACUAUUUUGGUGAAGUUGUCCUGUGGUGGGGUAUAUUUAUAAUCUCCCUGAAUGUUAUUGAAGGGGUUGAGUACAUUGCAAUAUUAUCACCUCUAUUCACAACAGCUAUCAUAUUAUUCUUAUCUGGUAUACCGUUGCUAGAACGUACGGCUGACGAGAAAUACAGAGACAACCCAAAUUAUUUGUAUUAUAAAGCAUCAACGUCACCAUUCAUACCGAUUCCUCCUGCAUUUUAUGUGGAAGUGCCAAGAUUCUUGAAAUGUUUCAUUUGUUGUGAAUAUCCUAUUUAUGAUUAUACACGUGAAGAGUUUUCAGCACCGACAAUUGUGACUGAGACUACGAGCAUAUCGAUGGUCCAAUCUCAAACAUAGCUGUUGAAUGCCGCACGCGAUGGCGUUGCGGCUAAAGAAAUAAAGGGAUCAGAAAAACAAAGUGAUCAGAAAUUGUGAUACAUAGUUGAGGAGCGACCUCAGAAAAAAUUGCCAAAUUCGUUGCCACUAAAACACAACAACACGUUAGAUAU
This is a messenger RNA of Leptidea sinapis, 1369 nucleotides long. RefSeq lists its product as uncharacterized. NCBI's taxonomy places the organism in Eukaryota, Metazoa, Arthropoda, Insecta, Lepidoptera, Pieridae. Gene Ontology annotation, molecular function: oxidoreductase activity, acting on the CH-CH group of donors. The record is from RefSeq and is a predicted model, not a curated record. Bases 261 to 1217 code for a protein of 318 amino acids. Gene Ontology annotation, biological process: lipid metabolic process. The transcript has a single exon. Gene Ontology annotation, cellular component: membrane.